Molecule: messenger RNA, 579 nt
Organism: Dovyalis caffra
Lineage: Eukaryota; Viridiplantae; Streptophyta; Magnoliopsida; Malpighiales; Salicaceae
Source: the annotation of a GenBank genome assembly
AUGGCUAUGGCUACUAUGGCUACUUUGGCUACUGAGACUCAGUUUCAUGUUCUUGCUGUUGAUGAUAGCCUUAUUGACAGAAAGUUGAUUGAAAGGCUCCUCAAAACCUCUUCUUAUCAAGUCACAGCAGUGGAUUCGGGAAGUAAGGCUUUGGAGUUUUUGGGUUUGAAUGGAAAUCUUGAGCAGAUAGAUUCAAACCGAGCCUCUGUUUUCCCUGACCAUCGUCAUCAGCACAUUGAAAUCAACAUGAUCAUUACAGAUUACUGUAUGCCUGGAAUGACAGGCUACGAUCUUCUAAAAAAGAUCAAGGAAUCUAAAUAUUUUAAGGACAUCCCAGUUGUGAUCAUGUCCUCAGAGAAUGUCCCAUCAAGAAUCAAUAGAUGCUUAGAAGAAGGAGCUGAAGAAUUCUUCUUGAAGCCAGUCCAAUUAUCAGAUGUCAACAAACUUAGACCCCAUCUAAUGAAGGGAAGAUGCAAGGAAGAAGAUCAACCUAAUAACAAGAGAAAGGGCAUGGGAGAAAUUAUCAACUCCCCUGAUAGAACCAGAACAAGAUACAAUGAUGGCUUGGAAGUUGUCUGA